UUUCGUUCGUCUACAGUUCUAGAACUAUCUAUUCACGGCGCAGAGAGUGCAGGACAGGACAGUUCCGUGCAGCGGUUCAACUUUGUGAUCUGUUUUCAUCGCAAAACAGAUUUACUUAAAUUAGACUAGUGGAUUGAGUGGAGUAGCGUUCCGUUUUAUCCCCUUCAAGAGUUCUAGUAGAAGCUCGCCCAGUUUAGUCAGGAUGAAGAUGUUCAAGUGUUUACUGGUGAUAAGCUGCUUAGCUUCGGUGUGCCUCGCCCACAGUGCUUCCGCCGCGCAGUCCAUCAACUCGAACAGGAUCGACGAUGGUCAGCAGGACGGCCAGCAGCAGACGCCCCGCUCCGGGUCGUACCUCGGCGAGAUCAAGUACCUGUACAAGACGUACCAGGACUGUGCCAGCUCGGACGUGUCCACCUGCCUGAAGCUGAAGCUGUUCACAAUCCUGGACCGCGUGGCGCGAUCACUGAAGGACUUCAAGAUCUCCGAGGGAAUCAAGUUCGUCCGCGACCAGGAAGUGCCCAUCGACAGCACCCCAGUGAAGAGCGAAGCCCAGCUUGAAACCGAACUGCCCCGCUCGAUGGACGAGAAGGAACGCUCGCUGAACUCGAUGCUCUUCGACAAGGUUCUGUCCUUCUUCCAAACCCACACCCUGCAAGUCAAGUUCCCGUCCAGCGAGGAGAUCAAGCGCUCGAUGGAGGAGGUCCGCGGCCAGGGAGGUUUCGGCGGUGGCUCCGGAGGACUCGGCGGCAAGGACAAGGACAAGAAGAACGGCCACUGGAUCAUGAUCCCGCUGCUGCUCGGCUCCACCCUGGUCCCGCUCGCUUUCGGUGCCCUCGCUCUGCUCGCCGGUAAGGCUCUGAUCGUCUCCAAGCUCGCCCUCGCCCUUGCCUCGAUCAUCGGAAUCAAGAAGCUGAUCUCCAGCGGUGGUGGCCACCACGAAUCUGCCCAUGAGGUCGUCGUCUCCGGCGGACACGGCGGCGGCUGGGGCCGCAUCGGCAACGCCCAAGGCCUAGCGUACAACGGCUACGGACACUACGCCCAGUAAAGGGGGCCCCGAUCCCUCUAGUCCCGACGCUACAGCUACACGCUAAGCCAAAGUCACAGACACACCGAUACACACACACAUACUCACACAUACAGAAAGACACACCACCCCCAACAACCCCCCCAAAACAGAGAGUUUCAGGAAACCGACUGAUGAUCGAAAAAAGGAAAAUCCAAGUUAUUUUGUUUUUGUUUACGUUUUUGCGUUACCUCAACUAUUCCUUUCUCGCUCUGACUUCUGGAGCCGCUCUUUCCUGUCUCAAAACAAAAAAGUUUGCAAAAGGACGAAACUGGACCGCAAACCACGCGGCAAGUGCCCUUCCUUUCCGUAGACUCUUCUUUUUUGAAGCAGCAGCCUUAGCAUUUUUUAAAAGUUAGUUUUUAAAAAUUUGCUAACAUAUUUAUGUAACUUAAUUGUAAUUUAAUUUAUUACACCUCGAAGAACUGAUUAUUUAUUUAAUUAAGUCUCUUAAGAAUCCAAUUUGUAAAAAGCCGAAUAAACUGAAAAAAACAAGUGAAAUGAAAAGUUAAAAACUAA
Culex quinquefasciatus (southern house mosquito) is the source of this 1582-nucleotide messenger RNA. RefSeq lists its product as uncharacterized. The transcript has 2 exons. The record is from RefSeq and is a predicted model, not a curated record. NCBI's taxonomy places the organism in Eukaryota, Metazoa, Arthropoda, Insecta, Diptera, Culicidae. The coding region runs from base 203 to 1045 and encodes 280 amino acids.